This is a messenger RNA of Alternaria viburni, 576 nucleotides long. RefSeq lists its product as uncharacterized. Bases 1 to 576 code for a protein of 191 amino acids. NCBI's taxonomy places the organism in Eukaryota, Fungi, Ascomycota, Dothideomycetes, Pleosporales, Pleosporaceae. The transcript is spliced from 2 exons. The record is from RefSeq and is a predicted model, not a curated record.
AUGAAGUACUUUCGCGACAUCCUACGCUACUCGCAGGAAAAAGACUCACCCUACGAAACAGAGGAUUGUAUUCGCUACGAGUUCAAGCUCCUAGAUCUUCACCAUUUUGCAAAUCCAGACACUCCCGAAGCCCACGAGUCUCUUCUGAAAUCAUGGUUUUGUUACAUGCAACGGUAUAUACUAUGUACCAAAGCCCACGCCCCGGCGGAUCUUCACCCUGUCGCAAAACCAGAGACCCCCAAAGCCAACCACUUGGCGGGUAUCACCAAGGAAGAUAUGAAGGAGCUUCAAGACAGCGUAAAAGCCAUCAUGGAGAAGUGCUCCCGAAGAGAGCGCAACGGCAAGAAAAAUGUCCACCUGCGAUUCGAAACGUCCGAGGGUGACGAAGCGUCUACAGUUGGCAUCCUGAAGCCGACACUUCGAUCGAAAGAGAAGAUGCGCCUGACCGAAAGAGCCUUUGACUGCAAGUUUGGCGAGGUGGUGUUGGAUAAAAUUUCGGAGAGAUUGGAAGUGAGAAAGUAUGAGGCUAGACGCCGUAAGCAAGUACGUGUUAAAGUGGCUAGUGAUACAGUCUGA